AAUUUUUUCACUCAUGUUACACGUGGGUACUGCGCUUAAUAAUAUUUUUACAGUUCCGUUCUUAAUAAUAGUAAAACAUAUAAAUAUUAGAAGUAUAAUAUAAAGUAUAAUUAAAGUUUUCGUUUUAUAAAUAAUCUAAUGAAAAUGGCAAAAACCAACAGUAAGAUUUAUAUUUUUAUUCGUACUAUUGUAUAAUUCGACGGAUGCUAAUGAUAAUAUUGAUACAAUACAUUUUUUAAUUACAGUCAAAACAUUUCCGAAACAAUUUUUACUCGGGACGGCUACUUCGGCCAUUCAAGUGGAAGGAGCUUGGGACGAAGGUAUACAAUUGCGUAACGUAUAAUAAUAAUAUCACUGUUAUAUCAUAGCAAUUUAAAUGAAUUUAUAAAAUACUACUUGAAAUACAUUAUCCGGUUACUUUUUCGUUACACUUUUAUAAUUUUAAACUUAGCGUAAAAUCUGAAAAUUGCAUCUACAUUACAAAUACCAAAUUAAUCGAAACGACCAAUAUGUUUUACGUUAUACUAAAUUACACUAAAUUACAAAGAGAUUAUAUUCGAAAAUUAAAAUUCUCCAUAAAUAGAUUGAACGACGAUUUUAUUUCAUUAUCAAAUAUUUCAAAAAAAAUGCAUUAUAUAUUAUAUAGAUGAGGCAGGUUAUAUACAGAGUGUACCAAAACUAUUUAUCAAAUUGAAUAUAUUUUUUCUAUUGAAUAUUUUUAAGUUUUUAUUUUAUUUUUUGUAAAUUACAUUUUGGCGCUAUAAUUUAAAUGUAUUUUAUUUAUAUUUUAAUGUUAGAAAUUCGAAAUAUAAAAAAAAAAAAAAUCGUUAAAGCCUUUUCAAAAUAUUAUAUACCGGUUGUAUGCAUGAUAGUUUAUAACGGUCAUUGAAAUAUUUAAUAUAGCUAGUACAAAGUCCAAAUGCUACAAUAAUUUUCUUUUUUUUUUUGUAUACGAAUUUUAUAAUGAAAUUAGACGUUUUAUUUCAUUUUGAAUAUUAAAACAAUCAUUAUUGCGUAUUAAUAAAAACUGCUGUCUGACUUACAGUCAGAUUGAAAUAUAAAUUAUAUUAAAUUAUAACAGAACAACGUAAAAUAAUAAUUUUAUUAUCAUUAAAUUAACUAUAGAGAUAAUGAUUUUACUUUAAAUACUGAAAUAUAUCAUUAAUAAAAUAUUAUAGCACAUUAUAGAAUUACAAUUGAAAUGAGGAGCCACUCGGUUUUUAAUUGAUAAAAAAAAAAAUACACCGGAUAAAAAGAAUUCAGUAAAAUGUACGUACAAUUACCUCACUAGUAAAUUUUACCGGGCAAAUGUACAGAGUCCAUGUCUCUAUGUGUCUGUCACGCAUUCAUCUGAUACAAUUAUUCCAAUUCCAAUAAACGUAUACUUAUUUCUAUACAAUAGUGAUGUGCAUAUACAAUUUUGGAAGCUGGGUGCACUUUAACACAAAACUGCAUUGCAAUUAUCAUUAAUACACAAUAUAAAUUACGAAUAUUUGGGAAGUUGGUACAUCUACAGUUUUUUCGUUAAAAGAAUCUCUCAUUAACAUGUUGUGUCUCCACUGUAUUACUAACGAAAUAUAAGCAGCAAAAUUACACUUAGAACGUAAAUAUCGUGUUGUUUUAGUUUUAAAUAAAUUGGAGUUUAAUCACAAUCAACAUAAUUUAAAGAAUUAACGCCAUAAUAUAAUAAUCAACUUGGCUGUAGAUUUUUUUUAUGACAAUUUGUUGAAAAAAAAGACUUAUGUGCAGCACUAGGAAAUAUUCUCUUCUUUAGUUUUCAUUGCAACUCAAAUUUCAGUCUUGGUACCAUAAUUUACGUUCAUAAUAUAAGAGAAAAACGAUAUAGACAGAUUUUCACGGAACUAGCCUUUUAAGAAAUUUUUUUGAAUUUAGGAAAAUCGCCGUCGAUGUGGGACGAUCACUUUCACAAUGUCGGAGCGAAAAAGGCGAACAAAUACUACUUGGAUAUGCCGUCGUCGCUUUACAAUCAAUACAAGGCCAAAGGUGUGCAACCGAGACUGGCGGACAUGUAUAAAGGAAUGCCGGUGUACGAAAUCCCUGCGACAAAAAUCAUCAACGAAAGUUACUUUGACUAUAACGGAGACGUUGCCGCGGACGCGUACCACAAAACGGAUUCGGACGUUGCGCUUCUCAAAGAAUUGGGGGUGAGUUUUCGGCGACAAACCGUUAAAACAUCGUGAAAAUGAAAAAAAUUGUACAUUUGAUUUUUUUUUUUUUUUUAAUAAUAUUAUGCAGGUGAAAAUAAUAUUAUGCAGGUGAAUAUUUAUCGGUUUUCGAUAUGUCCGAUCAGAAUAGCUCCGGACAUACAUAGCAACGCACCGGGACAAGAGGGACUGGAAUAUUACAACAGAUUAAUCGACAAAUUAAUCGAAAACGGAAUAACGCCUAUGGUAAGUCUUACCUAUAUAUUAUAUAGUGACCUAAGUGAGUGGAUCAGAACAGAAUGAAGUCCUUUCUCUUAUUUUCGGUAAUAUUAUCCAUCCCUUUAAGUUUAAGUCUUUGAAGUUCGGUGGCACACUUGAGAUAUUGUCACCAAAACAGAAAUUUCGAAUACAAUUUUAAAAACUCAAAUUUGUUUUAUUAUAAAUAAAUCCUUUAUUACCUAUUAAAUUGUACGUAAUCAGAGUUCGUUUUACUUAAUAUUUACUAAGUGGGCAUGAUAUGCGCGGGAUAAUAUUUCAAGGGAGUGGUGCAGUUCAUUCUUAUAUUAGUAUAAAAUUUUGGUGAAAAUAAUGUGUGCGAUAGAAAAACGUUUUGGAAUUAUUGUGUCCACGAUUGGUUUCCUGUCGGUGUGGUUAUAUUCAAUUAGGUUUCGGGAACGCCCCUAAAUUUUCGGUCAGUAAAAAUAUACUAACAUACAAACAGCGCUCGAAUUGAUAUAAUAAAUGAAGAGAAACUAUGAGUCUUAAAAAAAUUAUCCUACCUUGCGAUUAUUGAAUUCGACAUAACACUUCGGUGGCAUUAAUCCCCGCACCGUCCUUACAAAACUUUUCAAAUAAAGGUUUUGCCAUAUUAAGUGAUUUAUAAAAAUAAAAAAAGAAACAACUUGUAAUACUCCCACAGACCACGUUUUUUUUUCCUAGGUGUUUAUAUUUUAUUUUGCGUACAUUACCAUAAAAUAUGUGUCGUUAUAACAUUGAAUUUAAGUAGUUUAAAAUACGUGUUUUUUUUAAAAAAAAUAUCAAUUACAAAAAGAAACGUUUCAUCCAUCCGUCCAAGUAGAAAUAACAAAUGAGGGGACGUUAAAUAUAUAUAUAUAUAUAUAUAUUAUAAAAGUUUCCCGCAAUUGAAGUACAGUAUAUUAAGUUUAAGUAUAUCUAAGAAUAAUUAUAUACCUAAUACCUCAUAUCACAACCCAAAAUUACCCCAUAGUGCCGAUUAAAUAUCUACGCAGUUGCGCGUCAUAAACGUUUUAAUAAGUAGUAAAUUCCAAUAUUUUCUUCCUGUUAAAUACUCUCAAGCAAAUUUUGUGUUUUUUUUUUGGUCAUUUAUACCAAUACCGAUUAUCCGGAAUGACAUUUUAAUCUAUAUUAAAAAAAAAAAAUCCAAAAUAUGCGAUCUAAAUAUUCAUUCGCACGUUACAAUCGUAUUAAACCAUGAAACACAUAUUACUAUAAAUGAGCUAUUUUUCUUUUGUUUAUUCUUAGGCAACGUUGUACCAUUACGACGGCUCGUCGGAAUUAGAUGUUUUUGGUGGACAUUUACACCCAUACGCCGCAACGAUCUUCGAGGAGUACGCCAGAUUGUGUUUCAAUACGUACGGCGAUCGAGUGAGUUAUCUUAUAUAUUAUAUACUAUACGAUAAUAUAAAAACCGUUUUUUGUUACGUUUUGCUGAUUGACCAUGGCGACGAAACAUAAAAUCCAAAAUAGUCUUUCAUAUGACGGACAUACAAUUAGUUAGCAUAAUAAAUAAAAUUAUCGUUGAUAUUUUGACAAGAAUAUUGUAAACUAUUCGGUUGUAGACAUAUAUCUUUGCAAAAACAUGUUGUGUUUUAUCUAGACAAUUUUUUUAUAAAAUAUGUAUAUUUGUUUCUUUUAUCUUAUACGGAUAAAUGAGAAACAUAUUAUUCGAGAUAAAUAAUCGGAUCAUCUAGAAGCUAGAUACAUUUAUCCAGAUUCGUAUUUUUCACUCGUAGUUUAAAUAUUCAUUAGAAAUGAUUAGGUAAAAUAAUUUUUAUUGAUAGGGUUUCAUAAUUUAAUGAAUAAAAUAGACCAAUCGCACAAGUUUUGCGAAAUGUCGAUAUCUCUUUUAAAUUUAGUACAACUCUAGCCAAUCGAUAUAUCAUUAUUUUUAAUAAUGAACAAAAUUAUUUAUUUUAUUCGAGCAUAGACAAAAAGUUAUUGAUUGUUAAUUUUCAACUAGAUAAUAAAAUGUUUCCAGAUGUAGAUUCUGCUAUUCAUUAAGAUAAUUAUUUGAGCAAUUCUCUUGUAGCCUGUAUUUAUGAAAACAGUUAAAAAAUGUAUCAUUACGCACAGCGAUCAAUUAACGCACGAAUAUUGUAACUAAAACAUAAAACAUUGUUAUAUUAAACGGGUAUCUGUGUAUUAAGGUAAAAUAUUGGACGACAACUGCCGACAUACAAGUGAUCGCCGAGGGACACGGUUCCGAACAUUUUAUUCCCGGAUUUCAAGAACACAAGUUCAGUGGAAUUCUAGAUUACAUAGCGUUAAAAAACAUGUUGGUUGCUGCGUCCAAAGUUUGGCACUUGUACCGUAACGAAUUUCAGGAAAAGCAGAAAGGUAUAAUACAAUAUUAUACAAUACUAAUACCUAUUAUUAAUGUACAUUUUGACGAAAAAAAAACGAUUCAAUUGUUAACAUAAAUUGGCGUUUUAUGAAAAUAAUGACGAAAAUAGUAUUAUUGUCGUAUAGGCGAAUGUAGCAUUACCAUCGAAGGAUCGUGGUUCUAUCCUGAAGACUCGAACAAUCCGGAACAUCAGCGAAUAGCUGAAUUAGCGCGUUUGUCGACCGUACGUGAACAUCUAUAAAAUAAUAUUUUUUUCCUAUUUCAAUACGAUUUCUACUGCGGUAAUAUUUCAGUUCGGUAUGGUAGUGCACGCUCUAGCCGACGGAGAAUAUCCUGCGGAAGUGACAGCGGCCGUCGAACGAAAUAGCAAAGCAGAAGGAUUUCCAGCGGAUCGUCUGAACAAAUGCAAUGACGACGAAAAAAAAACAGUCAUCGGUAACAUUUUAUUCAAUAACAAUUUAAGGUCUACAAUCGAACCUUAAAAAACGUGAGGGUUUGGAGCUGUAAAAAGAAUGAAAAAAUAAAAAAAAAUGUUUGUUAUCGUUAAUAAUGGAUUUUAUAUUCACGAAAUUUAAACAUUAUCAAAUUUACAAAAUAAAAUAAAAUCAUUUUUGCACGUUAAAUCGGGUUUAUGUACUACACUACUGUUUGGUAUACUGGUACAUUAAAUAUUUUGAACCCGUAUUGUUUGUAUAGUUCUUUAAACAGAAUUAUAAUUAUCAAACACGUAUAGGGACACCCUGAUUGGAUUAAUGAAACACAUAAUGACUUCUGUAAACUAUCAUAAAAGUAUAUGAAAAACCAAAAUUUACAGUUCAUCCCUCCAUACUUAGGUGCAUACGAUUUCAUUGUAUUCAAUUACUACAACAGCGUAAAAGUGCGACCAAUGACCGCAGAAGAAAUGGCUAAUGAACCGAAUCGUAAGAGAAGGGAUCGAGGUUAUUUCAUGUCGUUCAAUAACAUAACUCCAGCCGAAGUACAUACUUUAUUGUAUUUAAAUUUUAAACUAACAAAUCUAACUCUGAUAUAUUCUCGAAUUUAUUGUCGAUUUUAAUUAUUCUAGACAUACGAGGGAUUUUUAAAUUGCCUGAAAUAUAUCGACCAAGUAUUGAAUCAUCCGAAAAUUUUCAUCGGAGAAAACGGAUUUCCCGAGGACGAAGGAUGUGAUAACAGUGUCCAAAAAAUAGCUUAUCAUAAAGUAAGUAAAAUAUAUUAUUUAUUCGUUUAAUUGAAAUGGUCAUAUGUCUACAGCAAAAAAAAAAAAAAAAUCGCCGCUUUAACAAUUGUUUAGAUCAUAUUUAUUCUAAGUGAAUACUGAACAUUAUAUUAUUUUUUCAGGGAAUUUUGAACAAACUUCUAGAAGCAAUUGAUCAAAACAUCAACGUGUUUGGGUACUGUGUCUGGUCGUUCAUCGAUACUCUAGAAUUCGGAUUCGGCUAUCGGUAACUAUUUAAAAUUUGUAUUUAUUUAUCGGGUUUACUUAAUUUUAUCGUCUAAUUUUAGGAAGAAAUAUGGAAUUUACGCCGUAGACUUCGACGAUGAAUCAAGGCCGAGGACGAAGAAAAAGAGUUUUUCGUUUUUCCAAAAGUUAUUCAAGACAAAGAUUUUGGAAAUCGAAAAUUAAAUUUAUUCGAAAUAUAGACGUAGUGAAAUUAUUAAAAAAAAAAAGGGAAAAAUAACAAUUUUAUAGUGGUAUUAUAAGAUUAUUUUACCAUAUAAUAUAUAUUAUUACCAUCUUAUAUUAAUGAAAAGUAGUGGAAUAUUACAGUGGCGUAUUUAAUUUUUGUAAAAAUACAAAUUUUAAAUUCUUAUUUAAUUAUUAAAGAAUUUCAAAUGUUAUAGCGG
Messenger RNA from Cinara cedri, 6615 nucleotides. The record is from the annotation of a GenBank genome assembly. Lineage: Eukaryota; Metazoa; Arthropoda; Insecta; Hemiptera; Aphididae.